AUGCUGCUGAACACUCUGCUUAUGGUAAUACUGAGCUCUCAGUGCAUCUGGGCCAGAAAGUCUGAACCCUCCCUCAGCCAGGGGGACACCGUCGGAUUGCUCAGGGGAGCAGACAAAUAUGACUUUGCCAUUGAGGUUUCUGCUGCAGGGAUGGAGUGUUUCUGGUACUUUGCCCACCAGAGUGGAAGCUUCUACUUCACAUAUAUGGUACAGUGGGUGACAGGGAUGGCCAACAAUCACCGGCUGUUUGUGACGGUCAACUCACCAGAGGGCGCUCUGGUGGCGUCACACAACAAAGCUGUUGGUCAAUUGAAUUUCCAGACUGAGUUGACAGGUUUUUACCGAAUGUGUCUUGGGAACCAUAACAACCAAUUCGGAAGAAUCAGGGUCUUUCUGAGCUUCGGUGUCAUCUACGAAGGAUCAGAAGAAUCAAAGACAGAUCUGGAGGAAGGGCACAAAGUCCUCAACAGCACUUUGACUGCUAUUGAGGAGAGUGUACAGAGGCUCCAGAAUGAGAUAUUUCACAUGUGGCAUCAUUACAAUUUUGCUCGCAUGAGAAAAGGGAAGGAUCACUACCUCCUCCUGUCCAACCUCAGCUACGUCAACUGGUGGUCGGCGACCCAAAGUCUCAUCAUCCUCCUGUCUGGAUACCUGCAGCUCCUUUUCCUCAAGAGACUCUUCCACACAGACAGCAGCAGGUCGAGAUGCUGA
Molecule: messenger RNA, 711 nt
Organism: Limanda limanda (common dab)
Lineage: Eukaryota; Metazoa; Chordata; Actinopteri; Pleuronectiformes; Pleuronectidae
Product: transmembrane emp24 domain-containing protein 6-like
Exons: 4
Coding region: 1-711 (236 amino acids)
Biological process (GO): Golgi organization; endoplasmic reticulum to Golgi vesicle-mediated transport; intracellular protein transport
Cellular component (GO): COPII-coated ER to Golgi transport vesicle; endoplasmic reticulum-Golgi intermediate compartment; endoplasmic reticulum
Source: RefSeq, a predicted model, not a curated record